Molecule: messenger RNA, 634 nt
Organism: Alnus glutinosa
Lineage: Eukaryota; Viridiplantae; Streptophyta; Magnoliopsida; Fagales; Betulaceae
Product: 10 kDa chaperonin, mitochondrial-like
Exons: 3
Coding region: 124-417 (97 amino acids)
Cellular component (GO): mitochondrial matrix
Molecular function (GO): ATP binding; metal ion binding; protein-folding chaperone binding
Source: RefSeq, a predicted model, not a curated record
UUCUUUUUUUUUAUUUAUUUUUUUGAUGAAUUAAAGAAGCUUCUAGUUCUCCACAUUCCGCACUCUUUUCUGCUCUCUCUCUCGCUCUCUGAUCCGUUCACUCAUUGUCGUUCCUAAUCCCAAAUGGCAAAGCGCCUGAUCCCAUCUUUCAAUCGCGUUCUGGUCGAGAAAAUCGUUCCCCCUACUAAAACCAACUCCGGUGUCUUACUUCCCGAGUCAACCACCAAGCUGCAAUCUGGAAAAGUUGUUGCUGUGGGCCCAGGAGCUCGCGAUAGAGAUGGGAAGCUUAUUCCUGUUAGUGUAAAGGAAGGAGAAGCAGUUCUUUUGCCUGAUUUUGGAGGAACUGAGGUUAAGCUUGGUGAUAAAGAGUAUCAUCUGUAUAGAGAUGAGGAUAUCUUGGGAACUCUUCAUGAUUAACGCAUAGUAUUGCACUAUCAUUGUCAAAGGGUUGGAUCCUUAAGCAUGAGGCAGUUCAUGAUUAAUGGAGAAAACAGGCCUUCUUGUCCCUGCAAUUACAGGCUGUUGUGCUAUUUUGCAAUUUUGUAACUUGUUCCAGUUAGACAUUUGCUGCCCCAAAAUAACCAAAGAUCAGGAGUUUAAUGGUGCUAAUUUUAUCAAAGAUUGUUGUUUGCCU